This is a messenger RNA of Rhododendron vialii, 969 nucleotides long. RefSeq lists its product as uncharacterized. The record is from RefSeq and is a predicted model, not a curated record. Bases 140 to 769 code for a protein of 209 amino acids. NCBI's taxonomy places the organism in Eukaryota, Viridiplantae, Streptophyta, Magnoliopsida, Ericales, Ericaceae. The transcript has 3 exons.
AACAACCCUGACUUCUGUUCUGUAUUCGUUCAACGAUUGGGGACACCCUCUCCAAACAUCCCUUUCGAGGUCGCACACAGUUGCCCACUUGCCCCCCCCCCCUCCCUCUCUAGGCUUUCUUCUUCUUCUUCUUCUUGUAAUGGCAAAUUCAUCUUCUUCAAAGGGAUGGUGGAAGAACCUCACCACCUACGCAGCUCGCAUUUAUUUCUUCCUCAUCAUCCUUCAGAUCCCUCUUUUCAGGGUUCCAUGUAGAGCUGGUAUGUGCUCAAGUCCCAUUCAUGUCACAUCAUCCCAGUUGAUUGCAAGUGAGAUCUUCCCUGUUGCUGCUGUGAAAGCACUUCUCUAUCCUGGAGCUGUCACAAAUGGUCUCAUCACGAACAUGACUUUUCCAAGCUGGGAUAAUCUGCUGAACAUUUACAACUUGACCAAUGUGAAGGAAGCUUCGGCUGUAACUGAUCUGCAGCGGUUGGAGGUGCUAGCAGGAAGCUACUUCUCUGUGGCAGGGGCUAUAAUUGGUGUUCUGAAACCUGGGAGAAUGAGCAUGUUUGGAACACUUCUCAUUAUUUGGGGCCUUGUCAAGGAAGGGUUCCUUGGAAAGCCUGUGAAUACAGAUCCUGCAAAAACUGUUUUCGUAUACCCAACAAUGUUAAUUGCUCUUGUUUGUGCCUUCGCUUCUGUCAAGUACGAUGUCCAGAAGGUCGCGAGAGGUGCCCCAGCUCGCCCCAUCGCCAAACCUCUGCAGAGCUCUUCUAAAUCGAAGCUGAAAUGAGUCAGAAUGCUAUAUACUUAUCGACCAGAGUGGAUCUCAUUUUCUGAUUGUGACAAUUUGUUCUCUUUUCCAACGAUCAUGGAUUGUAUUCUGUUCAUCCCAAUUUUGCAAGGUGAUUUGAAGCGAAAUCAUAUGAAUUUGUCUCCGGAUUUGUUGAAGCGCAUAGUUGUCAAUGCUUAUCUGUGAAGAAUUUUCUGCAA